AAAAGUAAGUCCGUAAACAAUGUUUCACUUCUACAAUCAAACUGAGUUUUAGUGCAAAUUAGAAUUGAUCGCGUUGGAGACUGGUAUAAAGCUUUGAUAGAGAUAACAUUACUUCAGGACAUGACGAGACUAAUAAUCGGUCUACUGUUAUGUGUCCUUGGUCCUGCUUGGGCGAAAAAUACAUAUAUUGUGACGGUACCACGACAAAUACGAGCUGGUUCAACGGCUGAUAUCUAUAUAGCACCUAUUAAUUCAACUGAACGAGGGGCUAAUGUAGUGGUUAUACUAUUGGACAAAGACAAUACCACAUUAGCAACUAAAAGGGAGUCAAUAUAUUCACUGCGACAACCUGCAGUUGUCAAAAUAAACGUACCCGAUACUAUCCCUGCUGGACAUGAUUACAAGAUGAAAGUCAAAGUUUCGGGAGGACUCUCAUUUGAUAAAACAGUAACAAGAAUACGAGCAACUACAAAGGCGACCUCUAUCUUCAUUCAAACUGAUAAAGCUAUUUAUAAGCCUGGAGACUUAGUUCAGUUUAGAGUAUUCGGUACUGAUCCUAGUUUAAAAGUCAGAAAUGAUCCGUUGGAUAUUUACAUACAGGAUCCCAAAAAUAACAGAGUAAAGCAGUAUCUUAAAGUAAAGCCUGUUUUGGGUGUUUUUGCUGGAUCAUUUCAACUUUCAACUUUAACAAAUUUAGGAACAUGGACGAUCAGAACAGAACAAAAGACAGAAAAAACUUCAAAAAGAUUUGACGUAGAAAGAGUUGUUUUACCUAAAUUUGAAGUAAACGUUGUAUUGCCGUCAUUUGAGCUGAAAACCGAUAGAUUCUUCACAGUUACAAUUAAUACAAUGUAUACGUUUGGAAAGCCAGUACAAGGGGACGCAGAAGUGACAUUUAAACGACGUUGGACGACUGUAAAACAGAUUGUGAAGAGAUUUAAGAUAAAAGGAAAGGCAACGGUCCGGGUUUUAAUGAGUGAAGUGGCUCCUAUGCUUGGAAAUUUCAUAGAAGUCAUAGCCAAAGUUACUGAAUCCAUUACUGGUGUUUCGGCAGAGGACAAAGGCUCUGUUCAAAUUUAUGAUACACCAGAAAAACUAAAUUUCUCUCCCAGGAUGCCUUCUGUUUUCAAACCGAAUAUGGAGUAUGCCAUAAUUUUGCGGGCAACACAACAUGAUGACAGUCCUAUAAAACCACCUUUAGGUAUGGUGAACAUCACAGUGACGUACUAUGUACCCGUGAUCACGGAAAAACAAAACGUUAGUCCUGGAUCAUCUGGUAGUGGUGGUCAAGUCAUGCCAAAGGGACAAAUGCUUCAACCGGAAACUCGAAAUGAACAAAAAGUAUUGUGGACAAGGGUUGUACAAAUACCAGAAUCAGGAAUAAUUGUUUUAUCAACAAACUUUCCGCGAGCGGCCCAAAAUGGAAAUAUACGGGCGUUUUAUCGUGGUGCCAGUGCAAAUAAAGGUGUUACCCAAGCGGAAUCCCCUAGCAGAAACUACAUUCAGGUUUCUGUUAGGAACAACCAAGCUGCAAAGCCAGGAGAGUAUUUACCACUACUUGUGAAAGUCACAGAAUCAAUUCGUUACUGUAGUUAUAAAGUGUUUUCGAAAGGAUCCCUUGUAGCACAGGGUAGAUUUACAAUGAGACAAGAAAAACAGCGAAACCAAAGACUGAUGAUAACAUAUGGAAUGGUUCCUCAAGCCAAGUUAUUAGUAUAUUAUGCUAGACGACAAGAUGGUGAAAUUGUGGCUGAUGCUAUCAGCAUACCUAUUGAAGACAUAUUUGACAAUGCAGUGUCUUUGAAAUUUAACAAGAAAACAGCAAAACCAGGAGAAGAAGUAAGCCUGCAAUUGACGGCUGAUCGAAACUCACUAGUGAACGUUCUGGCUGUUGAUAAGAGCGUUCUUUUACUGAAAUCAGGAAAUGACAUCACAACACAAGAUGUUUUGAAUGAGCUCCAAAGAUAUAACAACUUUGGUAACUUUCCAAGAUUUGGUGGAUGGGACUCCCGGAAGCCUACUCCUGUAAGCGACAUAGAUGCAUUCUCCGUUUUUCAGGGAGCUGGUGUUUAUGUUUUGACUGAUGCAGUAUUGUUUCAAUAUACACCUCCGAAUUCAAGGAGCAGAAUGAUGACCACCUUUGCAAUGGGUGGAAUGCAUCGUAGAGGUGGUGGGGAUGGGCUGACAUCUCCUACACGAACACGAAAAGAUUUUCCCGAGACAUGGCUUUGGGUUGACAGAACAACAGGCGCUGAUGGAACAUCUACUAUCAAAACUACAGCACCUGAUACCAUUACAGAAUGGGUGGCUUCAGCUUUUGCUGUAAAUCCUGUUUCUGGUCUUGGUGUGGCUGCAGAAAUGGCAAACUUGACGACAUUUCAGAAAUUUUUCAUGCGAUUUGAACUUCCGUUUUCUGCAAUUAGAGGUGAAAUUAUAAUAGUUCAAGCCACUGUUUUUAAUUACUUAGACCAGGAUCAACAGGUAUCUGUGAAGCUGUCAAAUAAUGCUGACUUCAGUUUUGUAGAUGGAAAUGGAAACAGUUUCAAUCCAGGUGGUGAUGGUUGGACAAAGCCUGUGCUUGUAAAGAAAGACAGUGUUAAUUCUGUGUAUUUCCCUAUCAAACCAACUGCACUUGGUAAAAUAUUACUGAAGGGAACUGCUAGAUCUACUCAAGGUGCAGAUGCUGUUGAACGGGAGUUUCUCAUAGAGGCAGAAGGUAUAAAACAAAGCUAUAACGUACCAUUACUUAUGGACCUUCGACAACAAAGAAGCUUUACAGACAAUAUACCUUUGUCAUUCCCUCCAAAUCUUGUAAAAGAUUCAGAGUUUAUUAAGAUACAAGUUAUCGGAGAUUUACUGGGGGCAACAUUGGCCGGAUUAGGAGACCUGCUUAAGACUUCCGCAGGAAGUGGAGAACAAAAUAUGGUUGCUUUCACCCCUAAUGUUUACGUUAGUGCUUAUCUGAAAGUAGCUAACCAACUAACAGAAGAAAUUAAAAAGAAGACAGCCAAAUUUCUGGAGGGAGUGUUCAUAUUACAGGGAGGUUCUGUUUCGAGUAAAAGAAGUCUUACAGCAUUUGUCCUCAUCGCACUUCACGAAGCAAGAGCUAAUAAUCAAGUACCUCCAAAGAUUAAGCAACAGGUUACUACUGCUAUCCAGAAAGCAACAGAUUACACUGCAAAGGGAGCACCUGUUUCAAUGGCUAACUUGUACGAACUUGCUAUAUCAUUUUACGCAUUAUCAUUGGUUAAGCAUUCUUCAACUGAUGCCAUUCUAACAGAACUUGAGAAGAAAGCAAAGAACACUGGUGGUGAAAAAUAUUGGGUAUUACCGGAGACUGAAUCAGAUAAAAUACAACCUUGGAAAUCAUGGAGGUCACCACGUGCUGACGUUAGGGCUUUAGGUGUAGAAAUGACGUCAUACGUACUGUUAGGUUACAAUUUGAGGGAUGAUACAACUAAAGGCAUUCGUGUUUUAAAAUGGUUAGCUAGACAAAGAAAUCCUAGCGGUGGAUUUAUUUCUACACAGGAUACAGUGAUAGCCGUCCAGGCAUUGGCAGGACUUGGAGGAAAGCUUUACGCCCCCAAUUUUCAAAUGACUGUAAAUACUAAAGGUGAUACCUGGUCCGUAGGUGAAACUUUCAAGGUCAACAAUCAAAAUGCUUUGGUCCUACAGAACAAAGACAUUCCCAACACUGUGAAAAGUGUAUCAUUAACUGCUAAUGGUAGCGGAUGGUGCAUGGUGGAGGCUGCAGUUGUGUUCAAUGUGAAUGAGCAAUUAAGAGAGCCUGCGUUCGCCUUGACACCAACGAUACUGAAUGAUUCAACAAAAGGAUUUAGACUCAAAGUUUGCUUCAGGUGGUUGAAGGUAGGACAGAGUACAAUGGGAAUACUUGAAAUAUCUUUGCCUUCUGGAAUGGAAGCUGACUUAGAGUCCAUCGAUACUACCAAUACUGGAGGACAAUAUAAAAAAGUAGAAAAGGGCUUCCGUUCAAUCAUCUUAUACUUUGACACGAUUUUGUCCACACAAAUGUGUAUUGAAGUAGAUAUAAGGAGAGUUGCCUUAGUUGCUCGACACAGACCUGUACCUAUCAAACUGAGAGAGCACAAUGAACCAAGUAAUGAGGUCAUAAAGACUUACCAAUCAAAAGCCCUGUCUUCCGCCACUAUCAUAGAAGUAUGUGGUCCUGACAAUUGUGUAGAAGUCAAGAAGCGAUGAUUUGACAACACUUGCUUUCCAGAGGAAUUCCUAACUUGUAUGACUUUUUUUUUUACUUUAUAUAAAUACUGUAUUUUAUUUGAAGAAGUCCGAUAAAAGGUGAAUUUUUCCUUUCUUUUGUAUGUAUUGUGCGUUUUUAAGAAUGAACCUGAAAAUAUUUCUAUGUAUUAACAUUUGUGUCUUAAUGUCUUUAUUUCAA
Mytilus californianus (California mussel) is the source of this 4417-nucleotide messenger RNA. RefSeq names its product CD109 antigen-like. The transcript is spliced from 35 exons. The record is from RefSeq and is a predicted model, not a curated record. Bases 121 to 4218 code for a protein of 1365 amino acids. Gene Ontology annotation, cellular component: extracellular region. Gene Ontology annotation, molecular function: endopeptidase inhibitor activity. NCBI's taxonomy places the organism in Eukaryota, Metazoa, Mollusca, Bivalvia, Mytilida, Mytilidae.